AUUAUUAUAAUCACCUUAAUUCUUUCUCGUAAGUUUUGUACUCACAUAUAUCUACAGUCUUUAUAUCUUAGUCCCUUUCUACUUUAUUCACACACACACUUGGUGGGCAUUUAUAUGAGUGUUCACUGUGGAGUCCAGUUGUGAAAGCUUUCAGUUUUUCAGAUCCUGAAGCUCCUGCCCAGUAAAGGGUCUUUCAUUUUCAGGGCGUGCUAUAGCCGAGUCUCUGAGGAACUAGGAUUAGGAGUGACGCAUUAGUGGCAAGCUUCUGGUUUCUUUCUGAAGCACGAUAUGGGCUCCAAGAAUAACCCUCCUGGUAAUAGAGGACGAAACCCGCUGUCUAUAUUCUUUGUACUUGGUCUGUGCUGUUUCUUUUACUUGCUUGGAGCAUGGCAAAAGAGUGGUUUUGGAAAGGGUGAUAGCAUAGCACUGGAAAUAACAAAGCAAACAGACUGCAACAUAUUUCCCACUUUAGACUUUGAGCCUCAUCACAAAAGUGUUCUAGUCGUCAAUUCUUCAAAGCCCAUAACCAAGAUAUAUAAGCCAUGUGAUGUGAAAUAUACUGAUUAUACUCCUUGCCAAGAACAGAAACGUGCUAUGAACUUCCCAAGGGAGAAUAUGAUAUAUAGGGAAAGACAUUGUCCCCCACAAGAAGAAAAAUUGAAAUGCCUUAUUCCAGCACCCAAGGGCUAUAUGAUUCAAUUUCCUUGGCCAAAAGGCCGCGAUUAUGUUCAUUAUGCUAAUGUUCCUUAUAAAAGCUUGACAUAUCAAAAGGCUGUUCAGCACUGGGUGGAAUAUCAUGGUAACGUCUUUAAGUUUCCAGGCGGUGGGACAAUGUUCCCACAAGGUGCAGAUGCAUAUAUUGAUGAACUUGCAUCAGUAAUUCCUAUUAAAGAUGGAUCUGUAAGAACUGCACUGGACACUGGUUGUGGGGUUGCAAGCUGGGGUGCUUCGUUGAUGAAGAGAAAUGUAUUGGCCAUGUCAUUUGCCCCAAGGGACAAUCAUGAAGCUCAAGUGCAGUUUGCUCUAGAAAGAGGAGUCCCUGCUGUUAUUGGUGUUCUAGGAACAAUUCAUCUUCCAUAUCCAUCAAGAGCAUUUGAUAUGGCUCAGUGUUCUCGUUGUCUGAUUCCAUGGACCGCAAAUGACGGGAUGUACUUAAUGGAAGUUGAUAGAAUUCUUAGACCUGGGGGCUACUGGAUCUUGUCUGGCCCUCCAAUCAAUUGGAAGACUUACUAUAAGACGUGGAAACGAUCUAAAGAAGAAGUCAAGGCUGAGCAGAGAAAAAUUGAAGAGCUAGCCGAACGUCUUUGUUGGGAGAAGAAGUAUGAAAAGGGAGAUAUUGCCAUUUGGAGAAAGAAAAUAAACGCUGAAUCCUGCCAGAGGAAUCCGGCCAAUACUUGUCAAUCUAGUGAUGCUGAUAAUGUCUGGUACAAGGAAAUGAAAUCAUGCAUAAGCCCUUACCUUGAGGUUUCUAGUGCCAAUGAGGUAGCCGGAGGCGAAUUGCAGAAGUUUCCACUCAGGUUAUUUGCAGUUCCUCCUCGAAUAGCUAAAGGACUUGUCCCAGAGGUCACUGUCGAAUUAUAUCAGAAAGACAAUAAAUUGUGGAAACAUCGUUUACAGACGUACAAAAGAAUCAGGCAGUUACUUGGCUCUACACGAUACCGGAACAUAAUGGAUAUGAAUGCCGGCCUUGGGGGCUUUGCGGCAGCGCUCAAUUCACCAAAAUCAUGGGUAAUGAAUGUGGUGCCUACUAUUGCUCCAAACACUUUGGGUGUUAUUUAUGAAAGAGGCCUGAUUGGAAUAUAUCACGACUGGUGUGAAGGUUUUUCUACUUACCCAAGGACAUAUGACCUCAUCCAUGCAAAUGGUUUGUUCAGCUUGUACCAAAACAAGUGUGAGUUAGAGGACAUUCUUCUGGAGAUGGAUCGCAUACUUCGGCCUGAUGGGUCGGUUAUCCUUCAUGAUGAGGUCAAUGUCUUGAACACAGUAAAUCAAAUUGUCAGAGGUAUGAGAUGGGACUCGAAAAUGUAUGACCACGAAGAUGGCCCUUUAAUACCCGAAAAGAUAUUAGUUGUGACAAAACGAUACUGGGUUGGAAACAGCAACAGCACAUCUUCCAUUGAUGAAUAAAACAGUGGAUGAAUGAGUUGCUUGAAGAUUAUCAUUCACUGAAUUAUACUGGAGGGUCAUAAAGCGUCUACUGCAAAGGGUCACCAAUUAUGUGUAAGUUAUGAAUACGUUAAUUUAAUUUGUUUAUUUGAGCAUCAUUUUUUUUAAAUCUUUUUAAAAAAAUCGGUAGGUAAACUUCUUUUGGUAUGUAACUGGAAUCAUGUAGUAUAGGUUGAAGGUCACCAAAAAUCAGAAACAGAAAAUAAGGGAGAGCUACUGCAGAAUGAUAGUAAUGUGAAUUUGAGCACUUUGAUAUAUGUUGGAUUGUGGUAUGGUGCUAAGUGAAUAUUCAAAAGCAAGAGUUUGCUGUA
Messenger RNA from Daucus carota subsp. sativus, 2477 nucleotides. RefSeq names its product probable methyltransferase PMT14. Gene Ontology annotation, molecular function: methyltransferase activity. The transcript is spliced from 7 exons. Lineage: Eukaryota; Viridiplantae; Streptophyta; Magnoliopsida; Apiales; Apiaceae. Gene Ontology annotation, cellular component: endosome; trans-Golgi network; cytoplasm. Bases 289 to 2127 code for a protein of 612 amino acids. The record is from RefSeq and is a predicted model, not a curated record.